GGCCUAGCGUGGGGGGGCGGAUUUUUGCUUUGUCGAGACUCGCUUCGACGUUCGUGCGUUAUCUGGUUGUUGAAAGAUUGUUCGCGCUCUGAUCGGUGGCCAUUUUGGCUAAAGCCCAUUUUCGGCCCUGGUUCUGGUCGGGCGGUUUCGCCUCCCCUCGCUGGCCAAUUCCUCCCUUCCUCGUAGGCACCCUCGUUUCAGGCCCAUGUCUGACAUGCCGCCUGUCCGCACUUUCGGGCGCCUCCCAGGCGACAGGUGCAAGUAUGAUGGCGCCGUGUUGGCAAACGAUGGCCUUAUCUACUGCAUUCCCAACUGCGCGACCGACGUGCUCGUGAUAGAUCCUGGCCUCGGGGAGGUGUCGUGCUUCGGCCAGUUACCCGCUGGCUCCAACAAGUGGAGCGGCGGGGCGCUUGCCGCAGAUGGCCUGAUCUAUUGCGCCCCAAAUUCUGCACGCGAGGUGCUCGUCAUUGACCCCACGACAAGGAGGACUAGCACAUUCGGUGCGCUGCCCUCGGGUCGUUUCAAAUGGGGAGACGCCAUCCUCUGUGGCGAUGCCUCUCUCUGCUGCGUUCCCAUCGACGCAGACUCCGUUCUACUCAUCGACCCCGUUGCACGCACGGUGGAGCCGUUCGGCGAGGUGCCAGAAGGCGAGGACAAGUGGUUUGGCGGAGCGCUCGGCCCAGACGGGCUUGUCUACUGCGCCCCCUACAACUCCGACCGAGUGCUGGUCGUAGACGCUCGGCGCCGGUCCGUCGAGCUGUUCGGCUCGCUGGAGCUGGGUGGCGAAAAGUGGGCUGGUGCUGCGCUGGGCCGAGACGGUCGCGUAUACUGUGCACCACGCAACGCGAACUCUGUGCUGGUCAUCGACCCGCUGCGCAGGAGCCUGGCGAGCAUCGGCCUGGGCUCCGUCCCAGUGGGGGCCAACAAGUGGGCCGGAGCGGUCGUGGGGGGCGACGGGCUGAUCUAUUGCAUCCCGAGUGCCGAGUCGCGCGUCUUGCUUUGUGACCCCGCUGCGCAGCGCACGGCGGUCUUCGGCCGCACCACGGGGCAGGGUACCAGCCGGUGGUGCGGGGGCGCGGCCGCGCGCAGCGGCACGGUCUACGCGGCGCCCCACGACGCCGAGGAGGCUUUGGAGAUAUCCGUCUUCGUGCCCACACCGUGGAGCCCGGCGCUGCACGCAGAGUUCCCGUGCUCCGCGCGCGCCUGGGUCAGGCUGCUGCUGCUGUGUCAGGCCAUGGGCGCCGCGCCACAGGGCCUCCGCAGCAUAGGGCGGCUGCUGGUGACCGGCGUGCUCCCUUUCGCAGUGGAUCCCGUCCUGCUGCCGCCCAGGGCACGACAAAAGUGUUCGCACCCUGGCACGAUGACGAUCGAAGGGUUCUUGGGUUCCAGCUUCCCUCCCAGAAGACAGCAGUGAGCGU
Molecule: messenger RNA, 1418 nt
Organism: Prorocentrum cordatum
Lineage: Eukaryota; Dinophyceae; Prorocentrales; Prorocentraceae
Source: the annotation of a GenBank genome assembly